This is a messenger RNA of Larimichthys crocea (large yellow croaker), 2588 nucleotides long. Its product is annotated as coagulation factor XIII A chain. The record is from RefSeq and is a predicted model, not a curated record. Gene Ontology annotation, biological process: blood coagulation, fibrin clot formation; peptide cross-linking. Bases 80 to 2257 code for a protein of 725 amino acids. The transcript has 18 exons. Lineage: Eukaryota; Metazoa; Chordata; Actinopteri; Sciaenidae. Gene Ontology annotation, molecular function: protein-glutamine gamma-glutamyltransferase activity.
CUGAUCUGAUCAUCAGAGACUCGACACAAACUUCUCCUCUUCAUCAAAGCGUGACCUCAGUAAAACCUGAUUCACCGUCAUGUCUGCUCAAACCAACGACUCAAACAAAUUCAAGGGGCGCUACAAUGAGCCGGUGCCGACCUCCAACCUCAUGAGUGAUGAAAAUGACUUCCCAGAGUUUGAACCCUUUGAUGAACAGGCCACGCCCAGAAGCCAUGCACCUGUGGGCGCACCUCUGUCGGUGCAGCACGUCGACAUGUGUCAGCAGAUAAACAAACCGAACCACCACACGAGCGCCUACGACAUCCAGAACCUGGUGGUCCGUCGCGGUAUGGAGUUCGUGAUGCUCGUCACGUUCAGCCGCCCGCUGACCCCACAGGACGACUUCCAGCUGGAGUUCCUGAUUGGUUCAGACCCUUCAGUCAAUAGAGGCUCUCUGGUGGUGGUGACCUGCAGUUCCCGUCAGGGUGGUCCGUGGUCGGGGCAGAUUAAGGAGAUGCAAGGUGCAUCUGUGACGAUUGGAGUCACGCCGUCAGCCAACGCCAUCGUGGGGAAGUUUCGUACCUAUGUGGCCGUCGUGACAGGCACCGGCCUGCAGCGAACCAAGAGGGACCCCAACACCGACCUGUACCUGCUGUUCAACGCCUGGGCCCCAGAGGACGCCGCGUUUUUCCCUGAUGAAGCCGGACGGAGGGAGUACGUCCUGAACGACGUCGGCAUUAUGUAUCAGGGUUCUGCUGGCGCUGUGUCACAACGCAACUGGAUGUUUGGACAGUUUGAGCGUGGUGUUCUGGACGCCUGUAUUUACAUCCUGGAUGCGUCUCGGAUGCCGAUCUACGACCGGGGCAACGUCAUCAAACUGGUCAGGAAAGGGUCCGCCAUGCUGAACUCUCAGGACGAUAACGGCGUGUUGGUUGGGAACUGGAGUGACGACUACUCCAUGGGCACGCCACCAACGUCCUGGACGGGCAGCGUCAAGAUCCUGCUGCAGUAUGCCAACACCGGAGUCCCUGUUUGUUUCGCCCAGUGCUGGGUGUUCGCCGGAGUCUUCAACACCUUCCUACGUUGCCUCGGCAUCCCGGCGAGACCCAUCACCAACUUCUCUUCAGCUCACGACAACACGGGCAACCUGAAGACCGACCUCAUCUUCAAGGCUGACGGCACACCGGACAGGCGCCACACCAGGGACUCCAUCUGGAACUACCACUGCUGGAACGAGGUGUACAUUGUUCGUCCUGACCUGCCGCCUGGACUCGGAGGAUGGCAGGUGGUGGACGCCACGCCUCAGGAGACCAGUGAUGGACAUUUUCGCUGUGGUCCGGCCUCAGUCGCUGCCAUCAAGGAAGGCCUGCUGUGUCACCCGUUUGACUCUGGAUUCGUCUUUGCUGAGGUCAACAGUGACGUGAUCUUCCACAAGCGGGACCGCUACGGGACUCUGAGUCCAUUCAGGGUGGAUAAGACUCAUAUUGGGCAGGCUAUUUACACCAAAGCUGUAGGCAGCACAGCAUCUUUGGACGUCACGCACAACUACAAGUACCCUGAAGGUAGUGCAGAAGACAACAGGACUAUGUCUCGGGCGGAGGAAUACGGCGUUGAGAGGGAUCACUCCGAGGUGCCCGAUGGACAACUGUCCGUCUCCAUCACGGCUGAAAAGGUCAUGCUGGGUCAGGACGUGAACCUGUUUGUGGAUUUCCAGAACCAGGGUGAACACCCCAGAACGGUCCAAGCUCACCUGAACGCGUCGGUCAUCUUCUACACCGGAGUCACGGCCAAUCACUUCAGAGCCGAGGACUUCACUGUCACCGUGCAGGCCUAUCAGACCGAGCGUGUGAUGUUGAAGGUCACAGCUCAGGAGUACCUGCCUCACCUGGGCUCUCAGCUGUCCCUGCACUUUAUUGUGACUGGACAGGCUGACGACCAAUCAGUGUCCGCCAUAAAUGUGACCAACCUGGAGACCCCGCGGCUCACCGUGACGGUGAGCGGCGAGCCUCGGGUGCAGCAGGAGAUGUUUGUGAACGUUUCCUUCACCAACCCCUUCAACUUCCCUCUGCACAACGUACACCUGGCCAUGGAGGGACCUGGACUCAUAGACUGCAGGUCACGUUAUUACAGCGCCAUCGAUCCUCAGGCGUCCAUCUCCUGGAACGAGACGUUCUCCCCUCGUCUGGACGGACCACGGUGCAUCUUGGCGGUGCUGGACAGUAACAACCUGCGCCAGGUGUGGGGAAUGGCUGAAAUCAUCAUCAUCACGGCCUGAGGUGAUUGGUGCCAAGAGAUGUGACCCCGCCCCCUUGCCAUUUCCAGCAUGUUUCCACCAAUCAGAGAGGAGCGCGGUCAAAAAACAUUUAAAAUCUGUGAUUAAGAUUCAUAAAAUCAUAAAACUAAUUAAAACCAACUAAUUCAACAGUUAUUACACUUUUUUAAUUAAAUGCAACACUUCCAGAUUUUUGUGUUUUUAAAGAAUAAACAGCAAAAUUUUCAUAAUCAGUUAAAUGAGUAACUCUGUUUAACGAGGAUUGUUCUUUGCUUUGUGCCUUUAACACUGUUAUCAAUGCUGAAACUUUCUACUAACAAUAAAAGCAGAUUCA